GUGGCACAGUGCAAACAGCGCGCAAGAAAGUUGGUUAAUUAAAAAAAAAACAAAACGUAAGAGUGCGAAGACAUUAAACAAUCUGUCCUUGUAGCGCUACAUCUACUCCUCGUUUUCCAGUCCCCCGAUCCCCCUCUCACUGGAAUUUCGAGAUCCGUUUCUCCACCGACACUCUGAUUUUCAUCAAUGGAGCCCCAGCUGCUACGCUGCUUCAUCUUCAUCCCUUUCUUAUUGUUACAGGCCCUGAUUAAUCUACCACUUGCGAGAUCAAACCCAUCGAAUCACAAGUACAAAAGCGGCGAUCCAGUCCCUCUCUACGUUAACAAAGUCGGCCCUUUUCAAAACCCUAGCGAGACGUACCGAUAUUUUGACCUUCCAUUCUGUAUGCCAGGUUCAGCACAUUUGGUUGAUAAACCGGAAGCUCUUGGUGAAGUUCUUAAUGGUGAUCGUUUGGUAAGUGCACCAUACCAGCUCGACUUUUUGAUUGAGAAAGACACGGAAGUUGUUUGCAAGAAGAGGCUGACAAAAGAUGAAGUUCAUAAAUUCAGAAGUGCUGUGGCAAAGGACUACUAUUUUCAGAUGUACUAUGAUGAUUUACCUCUUUGGGGUUUCUUGGGUAAAGCUGAGAAAGAUAAUAAAGCUGAUCCUGGAGAAAACAAAUAUUAUUUAUUCAAGCAUCUUCAUUUUGAGGUACUCUACAACAAGGAUCGCGUCAUUGAGGUAAACGUGAGAACUGAUCCUAGUGCUCUCGUGGACCUUAGUGAAGACAAAGAAGUUGAUGCAGACUUUAUGUACACUGUCAAGUGGAAAGAAACAGACAUUCCCUUUGAAAAAAGAAUGGAUAAAUACUCUCAGUCUUCUAAUAUGCCACAUCACCUAGAGAUACAUUGGUUCUCAAUCAUCAAUUCUUGCGUUACAGUUCUGCUCUUAACUGGUUUUCUUGCCACAAUCCUUAUGAGAGUAUUAAAAAAUGAUUUUGUGAAGUACGCUCAUGAUGAAGAGACACCAGAAGACCAAGAAGAAACCGGAUGGAAGUACAUUCAUGGGGAUGUUUUCCGCUAUCCAAAGUACAAAUCUGUAUUUGCUGCAGCUCUUGGCUCAGGCACCCAGCUUUUUGCAAUUGCAAUUCUAGUUUUUAUGCUUGCACUGGUUGGAGUAUUCUAUCCAUACAACCGGGGAGCUUUGUUCACUGCGCUGGUUGUCAUAUAUGCGCUAACAUCCGGGUUUGCAGGCUAUACUGCAGCCUCUUUUUACUGCCAACUGGAAGGAACAAACUGGGUGAGGAAUCUGUUGUUAACUGGAAGUCUCUUUUGUGGGCCUUUGUUUCUCACAUUUUGCUUCCUCAACACCGUAGCUAUUGCUUACAAUGCCACUGCUGCACUGCCAUUUGGUACAAUUGUGGUAAUAGUUCUUAUAUGGGUCCUAGUGACAUCACCUUUACUAGUUCUUGGCGGGAUUGCUGGAAAGAAUAGCAAGGCGGAGUUUCAAGCUCCCGUGCGGACCACAAAGUAUCCUAGGGAGAUUCCACCAUUGCCAUGGUACCGUGGAACUCUUCCUCAGAUGGCAAUGGCUGGUUUUCUGCCUUUCAGCGCCAUCUAUAUUGAACUUUACUAUAUAUUUGCCAGUGUUUGGGGUCACAGGAUUUAUACCAUCUACAGCAUCUUAUUUAUUGUCUUCAUCAUUCUUCUGAUUGUAACGGCAUUCAUUACCGUGGCAUUGACGUAUUUUCAACUUGCUGCUGAGGAUCAUGAAUGGUGGUGGAGGGCUUUCCUUUGUGGUGGAUCAACAGGCUUGUUCAUUUAUGGAUAUUGCUUGUAUUACUACUAUGCGCGAUCAGAUAUGAAUGGUUUCAUGCAGACAUCCUUCUUUUUCGGGUACAUGGCUUGCAUUUGCUAUGGUUUCUUUCUCAUGCUCGGGACUGUUGGUUUCCGUGCAUCUCUGUUUUUUGUUCGUCACAUCUAUCGGUCAAUCAAGUGUGAGUAGUGUCUCCCUGAGAUGAUGGAUGGUUUUCCAAGUUCAAGAGUACGCUUAGCGUCUAAUUGCCAUUCUUGGACAGAAGAGGACCGUGUAGUACAGUAGCACUCACAGGACAGACUUUAUUAUUUUAAUAUUGUGUUGCACGAUGUGGAAAGGCUUUUCUAGUUUUGCACGAGAACUGAGAUCUUAAUGUUCUUUCAGCAAUAGAUUAUAUUGAAGAAUAUGAUAUUUCUUUUUAUUGUUCAAAACUUGUUUCUGUAGCUUAGGGUGGUAAAACUGUCAAACAGACCGAGUUCGUGCUCUAGAUUGCCUUCUAUGAAAUUAUAGUAUACGAGUUUGGGCUUGAUGUUGAUUUAA
Daucus carota subsp. sativus is the source of this 2334-nucleotide messenger RNA. Its product is annotated as transmembrane 9 superfamily member 3. NCBI's taxonomy places the organism in Eukaryota, Viridiplantae, Streptophyta, Magnoliopsida, Apiales, Apiaceae. Gene Ontology annotation, biological process: protein localization to membrane. Bases 187 to 1983 code for a protein of 598 amino acids. The transcript has 7 exons. Gene Ontology annotation, cellular component: membrane. The record is from RefSeq and is a predicted model, not a curated record.